UGAUUGGAUGCCCAUCUUGUAUUACCUUAUAAUACCGUGCUGCAAGCGCAUAGUGUAAAGAUAUAAUAAUCGUUACAUUUUUUUAUCUAUAUUAUGAUAAGUGUAAAUAUUGGAAAUUACUUUAUUUUGAAUAAACCAACAAAACAAUUUUGACAUUCUGUCAUUUCAAAACAUACGAAAUUGGAAAACAAAUUUUACCAUUGGAAAUUUCUGCUUCAAAAUGUCUGUAAAGGAACAAAGUAAUGACGCUGAAAACUAUGUGGAUACUUCUAUGGCUCCGAGGAAGAAUCGCAUCUUAAUGUAUAUCCAAUCCUACUGCAACGAUCCUUGAAGUGUAACAUCGAAAUCUAAGUGGAAAAUCUUUUUUUCACUGAUUUAUCAGAGGUUACAAGUUAGAGACGACAUCAAAACAGAUUGGUUUCACAAAAAUACCCGAAGAUGUUGCACAACCUUUACGGAAGUGUUAAUACAAAAUGAUCGUCAGACAAUUUGUUUACUGUAUGCAUCGUCUGUUGUAGCCGCCAGUCUUUCGAUUGCAGUUGCAUCAAUGCAGUACGCUGAAGAAGUUGACCAGCAAACAAUUACAGCUAGAUGGGGUAGACCAUUGUUUUCUAGUAGUCUUUAUGCCACCUGCUGCCUUCUUUUAAUCAUUAUGGCUUCUUAUUUCGAGUUUCAUCGACUGGAAACAUUUGAAGCAGUAUAUCGAGGCACUGGACCGGUACCAUUCAGUGUAAAAUUCUCCGUUAAAGGCGAAAAAGUUAACCUGUACUUGAGACUUGGACUGGCAAUGUUCGGUUUAAUGAGUAUUGGACAUGUAGCUGUAAAAUGGGUUGAAGAAGCGGAUAUCACUAACGCCUUGUUUAAUUUGUAUCUAAAGUCAAUACUGGAGAUGGCGUUUUAUGUUUUGCAAACAUUGUUUAUACUUAGAUACCACAGACUUGUCAUUCUACAAUACAAUGAAGUUAUGGGAGCUUGCCUUGUCCACCUACUGACUACUAAUUUAUGCAUAUGGGCUGAUGUAUCCGUCGGAAAAAUUGACAAAACUCUAUCCUAUGGUAACCAGAAGAAAAAUAGUGAACAGAUAUACAAUUACACUCACGUGAAUAUCGGAGACCUUGAUCACCACCAUUUGACAACAGUAACCGGUAGUGGUAUGAUUAAUUAUACUAUCCUGGAGAAUAAAACACACUUUUAUAAUUUAGUCGAUAUUUCCUUUUAUCUCCUACCCACGGUUAGUGAAUACUGUUUACUGGCUGCAGCACUCCUAUAUGAAAUUGUAAUGCGAAUCGGUCAGCCAACAUUCAUUGAAAUAGAAAGACCACAUGAGCCUAAAAAGAAUCAUAAAAUACUUCGAGAUUGCCGAGGAUGGAAUACAAGUUCAGGAUCAUGGUUUGGUAUUAUUACAGUACUGAUAAUUAUUGCAUUGACAACAUUGACAGUCUCUACACCAAAUCAUAUCGAUUUAAAGAAAAAUCUAUGGAAAUGCAUAAUUCUUCUAGCUGAAGAAGCUGUCUUAAGCUUUUUCGGAAUAUUAUUUGUUGUUAUGGCAUUUUACCAGACAAGACGUUUAAAAUUCAGUAUAGCAACAAGACAAAGUCGUGUUGAUGAAUUUCUUUUAUAUACAGCAUUCUUUUUUGCUGCUAACUAUACAAUAACAACGAUUAUACUAGCAGCCGACUUUGAAGCGAAAGGGAGGAGUACUUCCAACAUGGGCGAUGCUGGAAGACAUAUACUGAUUGGUCGUUGUUUAGUGAAUGCAUUUGAAUUCAUACAAAUGCUGUUGCAAACAUACUUUGUUCAAGACAGCUUCUACAGAUGCAGUGAUCGGAUUGAACAACAAAUUGUGAAACCUGGUAGACAAUCAAUUGUUGCUUUGCUAGGAAUAAACCUAGCCUUAUGGAUACAGAAAAGUUUUCAGAUGAAAAAUGCAGACAUAUUGUUUAUGCUAGAGACAAAUCGUGGGACGUAUGGUUGGAUAUUAUUUGUUGUAACAAUGCCUAUUAGCCUGUUCUAUAGAUAUCAUUGCACAGUAUGUCUGUCGCAGUGUUUCAAUAAAUUAUAUGAAGAUGAGACUCAACGUUUUGAAGAAAUGUGGCGUCAUCAAGUUGAUCCAUUUACCGAUAUUCUUGUUCGGUCAACUGACUCACUGAGCGAUUACGAACAUGAUGAGACACUGCUUAAACAAACUAAUGAAGUUCAGAUCAACACUGAAUGUGAAGAAAAACAAAAUCGCCGACUAGCCGUCUUCGCCAAAACCAAGCCUUGGCGAACAUUUGACCUGACCGAUGAAAGUGAUGGAGAAAGCAAAGUUCCCCUACCGAACCUUAAUCAUCAUGCCCACAACAACCUCCAAACAACUAGAAAUGGAACUGAUGUUACUACAGACAUCAACACCUGGAGCCACAAUGAUGAUAAUCGUUCGACUCCUCCUAAAGAGCGAAGACCUUCCUCAAAGAACUUAGAGAACCAAACUGAUGAUGAUCUUAAAAGUGAUAGCAUGAGACAGCCCUACUUUUAUAAUGAGGAGUGCCUUAAAUUCAAAGCAAGCGAAACCUGUGCAUCAGAAAUCGGUCAAACAGCUUCACAGAAAGGUGAUGACUAUUUGAACAGAUGUCAUAUGGGUUCCGAAAGAAACAGCUAUACUGGUUUGUCUAGCCGCAGAUAUUCUUUAGUGAUCUUACCAUCAUGCCAGCAUUCAGACAAGAAUGAGGAACUUAACUCAGUUACUGUCGAUAGCAAAACGUUCAAUAAAAAUCUUCAUGAACAACUAUCAGGUGUCAGACAAAUCCCAGAACGCAGACAGAUUAGACGUCGUAGAACUUUAAAAAAUCUAGAGACUGCUAAACAUAGGGUUUUGGCAGCAGAAUUAGCUCAUCGAAUGGUUAUUGAACGCACCAGUGGAGCAUCACCGACUGCAUUUAGUAAUGAUCCAAUUUCAGCUUUGUUAGAUAAUCCUAAUCAAUUUUCUCCUGAAUUUAAAAGUUCUCGAUCUACCAUAGCCAAUUUAUGUAAACCUUCAGAUACUACCGAAUAUUCUCCAAAAGUCACAAGUGUACAUGGACCAACGCGAGAAUUUCGUAUAGCAAAAGCAGUUACCGAGACAGCUGCAAUCACUAUUGCUCCAGUUGAGUCAAAAAUUGCAGCCAAUAUACCACUCAUAACUCUAAAUCAAUGUUCAGAACCACCUAACAAAGAUAACAGUUUGAGUCCAAAAGGUCAUCUAUCGAUGUUGCAUUUUCACCACAGGAGAAGUGCUGCCAAUAUUAAUCGUGUCUCAGAUGUCUUAAAAACUAAAGAUGAAUUCAAAAAGCAUUCGCUGAAACGGCGUUCUUUUAGAGAAACAAACUGGUCUUCAAGAAUCGGCUUACGCAAAUCUUCUAAAAGCUUUAUUUCUGGUUCGUCAACGCCUCAAUCAAAUCAUUCUCGUAGAGACUCAAAAUCCGGACAAGAUAAUUCGCACGAAAUCUCUAGCGAUAAUUUAGCGACCACAAAAUCUGACCAGUCUAAUGAUAAAAAUACGAACACUGUUAUCCUGAGCUCAUAUCUUGAAGUACCCAGUCCCGCACCAGUUCCACCAAAAAGUGAAUAAGUAGAUCUCUUUAAUCAGUGCAACUGUUUUCUUUGAUCAUUCCCUUCUUCCUCCCUUUAUUCUUCGUCAUAUUCACCAAUUUCAGACGAUUAGAACAUCAUGGGUACUUCUUUAAUUAGAAUUCAUACUAUCUCAUUAAUAAGUACAGAUGAAAGAGGCAACUCAGGUAUUUCAAUUUUGAUGGCUAGCAGAUAAUAUCUUGUGUAUAUCAUACACAUAUACAUAUACGUAAAUCUAUACACUAACCGUUUAUCCAUAUCAUUGUAUAAAUGUGCAUAUGUCAGUAUUUUAUCUCGUAUUAAUUUGAUUCAUUAUUUCUUUCCUCUGAUGUUAAAGUGAAAUAUUUUUCAUCUUAUAUACUUGAUACAGAUAAUUUUAGUUGCAUAAUAAUAAUAAUAAAAACAGAAUACAAAACUCAUUGGAUAGAAGGUUUAGAACUUUGUUUUAAUGUCCUUAUUUACAUUUUAUACGUCUACAAAUAUUUGAAGAACUACCUGAGGAAAAGAUUCAGUUUAUGAAAAGGAAUGCUUGACUAAGAGUGAAAUGCCCCGUUAUUUUCAUUAGUACUUUGUAGUUGAUGUUAAAUUUCACUUCAAAGGUAGGAAUCUUCGCAUUCAGACACUGCCUUUGAUAUUCCUCGGUAUUGUAUACUUAUAAACUUCGGAAAACCCAUAUUUCACGUGGUACUAAGAUCACAGAAUGUAUGAUUAGGUUUCUGAAGCUACUUCUAACUAUUUUCUGAUGGGAUACAAGUAAUUAUCACAUAAUAACCUGUUUAGUCCUGGAGUUCUCUUUGCCAGUUAAUUUGGUCUGUAAUACAUUGUCUUUCACAAACUCAUCAGUUAUUAUUCAUCACUUGGAGUGAAGACUUUAGAUUGUUAAUUUGUGAAAACUUAUUUUAUUCAAACAGUAAACAUUCGCACCUUAAUUAAUUGGGUGUUCUGGAAGUUUUAUUGAUUUUUGAGUUACAUUUUUUAUUUACUAUAUGCAUGAAUUUAAGGGAUAAUCUAUGGCACACUUUUACGAAGGAAAAUAAGGACCUAAACUGUGAAAGCAAUAAAACUAUAGGA
Trichobilharzia regenti is the source of this 4659-nucleotide messenger RNA. NCBI's taxonomy places the organism in Eukaryota, Metazoa, Platyhelminthes, Trematoda, Strigeidida, Schistosomatidae. The record is from the annotation of a GenBank genome assembly.